This is a messenger RNA of Macroventuria anomochaeta, 3166 nucleotides long. RefSeq lists its product as uncharacterized. NCBI's taxonomy places the organism in Eukaryota, Fungi, Ascomycota, Dothideomycetes, Pleosporales, Didymellaceae. The transcript has a single exon. The coding region runs from base 441 to 3146 and encodes 901 amino acids. The record is from RefSeq and is a predicted model, not a curated record.
AAUUGCCGGUGGAGUACACACACAUCAUUCUGUUUGUGACAAACGACCCUUGCGCCAGCAUCGAUGGCGGGCAGGUCAGAGCCAGGUUCCUCGCAACGCACCAGCAACUUAGACUUUCUUUUCCACCUUCUCUAUUCCGCUGGUCUAUGAGGCUAUAACAACUAAACGGUUAGUAUCGAUAUUGGUGAUACGAGCGAUUGAUAUAUUUCCAAACGUCACGAGCAGCAUUACCCCACAUCUUCGCAGGGCACAGUGGCGAUCACUAUAGUCGGACAAGAGACAACCCGCAUACCGAAAUGGCACGGCAAAUACUCCGUACAAGGUAUAGUUCUGAAGGACAGGGGUCCAUUGGUAUAAGAGGCGACAUACAUGAUGGCUUCCGAGCACUCAUCAACAGGUGCGCCGCCUCCUUCGCGCUUUGGUGUCAAUAAAGAGCCAUCAUGGCGUUACUCAAAGUUGCACUUUCGUUCCUGAUCUUAACUCCUGCACUCGUAAAAGGUCAAGAUGAUCUCGGACUCAGCAAUGGCUAUACUACGUUCGAUGCCGGGAGCCUCAAGGGCGAGAUAGUCAAGAGCUCUCAGACGCUUGCCUCACUCAAUUCGACCGGAAACGAGUUCGACUUCCUUCCCUCAGACCGACUGGCGCAACUAGCCUUCAACGGAGCUCAUCAUCUGGGCGAUAUCACAUUUCGUUACCGCACGUCGAGUGGUGGCGGUUGGACGAGCGUCGACUCUGCUAGCGCACGCAAACCUGUUACGACGCUGAACGGGACCGGUCAGGAUGUCGUUGCUGCCGCCGACUUGACACCCACUUUGCCUAACGGACUGCCCAUCAAGGUUACAAGAGAGUGGCUAAAAUAUGAGAACAAUUUCGCUGUACGCUUCAAUAUCACGAAUAACGGCAACGGAAGUGUGGAGUUGGGGAGUCUUGGGUUGCCGGUCAGCAUCAACAACAUCUUCACCGGAAGAUCUGCAGAGGAGACGCAGGACAAGUGCGCCUUCGCCGACCCGUACAUUGGUCUCGACGCUGGCUACGUGCGUGUUUCGCAUUUAGAGGGUACUAGUAACGCUUUGGUAAUUACACCCAUUGGAGCGACAAAAUUCGAAGCCUGGAGGUUCCUCCGCGAGCCGCAAGGCAACUUUGGCUAUCAGUCUCAGACCUUUGAAGGCAACUAUGAGUGGCAGAUUCACAGCCUUGCCUAUGCGCAGAAUGAAUGGAAUAGCAGCAAACCCUGGAACGAGCCAACUUCCAAACCCCUGCAAUCAGGGGAGGUUUACUCUGUUGGCCUUCGCUUCUCGAUCGCAGAGAAGAUCCAAACAAUCGAAGACGCUGUUAUCAAGACCGGAUCUCCGCUUGCAGUAGGUAUCCCAGGAUACGUGGUGCCAGCCGACUCCUCAGCACGACUGUACCUGAACCACACCUCACCAGUCAAGAACAUCGAUGCCGGAGGUGCCUUCACGAUUACCGAACUAUCAUCGUCCGACUCUGCAUACAAGCUGACUCCGGUGGCUUCAGCAUGGGGGCGAGCGCGAGUCACUAUCUCAUACGAGGAUGGUAAGACCCAGACGGUGCAUUACAAGAUCACCAAGACCGCACCCUCCGCUCUUGCUGAUAUGGGCCACUUCUUCUCAACGGCAGCCUACUUCAACGACACUUCAGAUCCAUUCUAUCGCGCGCCGUCUAUCAUGACCUACGAUCGUGAAGUCAACAAGAUCGUCGAACAAGAUGCCCGCGUCUGGUUUGCUGGUAUCAGCGAUGAGGCUGGUACUGGAGCGUACCUAGGUACUGCCAUGAAGCAAUUUGCGCAGCCUAACGCAGAAGAACUUUCGGUCGUGGACGAAUUCGUGCACGAGACCGUUGUAGGCACUCUACAGCAGAACAGCUCGUUCGGCGUCAUCGCAAGUGCAUUCUACUAUGAGCCAGGUGCGGUCAAUUACACGUACGACAACUCAUUUGAUUGGACCUCGUGGACAUCUUGGAACAAAGAGCGAGCGUAUACAACACGCCGAGCGUACAACUACAUCCACCCAGUUGCGACGUACUGGUCGCUUUACAGAACAGCGAGGAAUUAUCCCGACACAAAGCUUCGCGCUGAGUGGUCGUGGUACCUCGGUCGUGCGUUCAACACCACUCAAUACUGCUUGUCUAACGAGGGCGCCAACUGUGACUAUGCUCUUGUUGGACUCAUGGGCGAAUGGGUUCUCGGCGAGCUUCUGAAGGACCUCAAGCGAGAAGGCAUGACAAGCGAAGCCUCAGCUCUCGAAGCCUCAAUGCGCUACCGCGCCAACCUUUGGGAGACGCAAGCCAUCCCCUUCGGUAGUGAAAUGGCAUGGGACAGCACCGGUCAGGAAGGCGUCUACUAUUGGACCGACUACUUCAACCUCCCCAACACACCCACGAAAGCCAUCAACAGCAUUCUCGCAUACAUGCCUACUGUCGCCCAUUGGGGCUGGAACGGUAACGCACGCCGAUAUUGGGACUUCAUCUAUGGCGCCAAGAUCCAGCAAAUCGAGCGUCAGAUCCAUCACUACGGUUCUGGCCUCAACUCGCUGCCCAUGCUGCACUCGUAUGAGCAGAACCCCAAGGACAACCUCUACGCGCUUCGUGUUGGGUUUGCGGGCAACACCGCGCCUCUAACAAACAUCGAUGAGGGUGGCUUCGCAUCUGCGGCAUUCCACUCCUUCCCUGAGUUGCUGAAGUGGGAUCCGUUUUCCGGUGACUACGGUCAGGGUUUCUUGGGCCUAGCUCUGGGACAGACGGUCUAUAUCGUCAAGGAAGACAAGCUCGGCGUACAAGCUUUUGGUGGCGACAUUGAUGAGACGCAUUCCACUGCUAGGUCGACUGUUGUUGCACCCAAGGAUGCCGUCAGGAAGCGAGUCUUCGUUGCCGACCUUGGCCUGAAGGUCGAGAUCAGUGCUGGCGCGAUAAAGGAGAUCGUUUAUGAUGAGGGCGCGCAGAAGCUGAGUCUUACGGUCGUUCCUGCUGUUUCAGACAGUGUGUUGCAGGCUAAGUCCGCCAUUGUCUGGCUGGAGCAGCCUGGCUUGGAUACUGUGAGCUUCACGGUUGCAGACGCACAGCAGGAACGAGGUGGCUUUGUUGUCGACCUUGCAAGCGGUAGUGCAAGUGUUGAGAUCACAAAGUCGUAGUCGGUAAUCCAAGAUGUAGA